Molecule: messenger RNA, 2529 nt
Organism: Diachasmimorpha longicaudata
Lineage: Eukaryota; Metazoa; Arthropoda; Insecta; Hymenoptera; Braconidae
Product: dnaJ homolog subfamily C member 11
Exons: 5
Coding region: 87-1772 (561 amino acids)
Biological process (GO): cristae formation
Source: RefSeq, a predicted model, not a curated record
GUCGUAACCUAUGAAACCUCGUAGUCAGACUUCUCCGUGAAAAAUUAUUCGUGUGUUAGGUUGUUAAAUUACAGAAAGGUCUCAGGAUGGACGACGAGAGUGAUCAAGACAGUGUCAUCGAGGAGGAUUACUAUUCAUUUCUUAACAUACCCAGAAACGCAACCCCCGACGAAAUUCAUCAGGCCUUCCGGAGGCACAGUAGACUCUACCAUCCGGACAAGCACAUUGAUCCCGUCCUCAAGAAGAAAGCUGAGGUGUUAUUUAGUCGAACCAACAGAGCUUAUGAAGUUCUCAAAGAUCCCCACCAGCGAGCCAUCUACGAUUCCCUCGGUGUCAAAGGCCUCGAGACGAAAGGAUGGGAGAUCGUCCAAAGGACCCAAACACCUCAGGAAAUCCGGGAGGAAUACGAGCGGAUCGCCCGGGAACGCGAGCAGAAGAGGCUCGAACAACGAACAAAUCCCACUGGCAAUAUCACAGUUCACGUGAACGCCACAGAUCUCUUCAACAAAUACGAUGAGGAUUAUGAGAGUGACGGUUUAUUUGGGGGUGUUGAGAUCACAGGAAUGACCUUUGAACAGUCCAUCGAGGCUCCUCUUACCCUUCGCGAUAAAUUAAUUUUGUACGGUACGUUGGACACUCGAAAUGGCGUCGGCGUUGGGACAAUCAAUGUCGCUGCCAGGAGAGCAAUGUCAGCCAAAAAUUAUUUGGAAUUCGAUGUUGGGGGUGGAAAUGGACCCACCCUGAGCCUCAAGGGAUAUCAUGCCCUUACGGAUAGAGUUUUUACAACUGGGGCGCUUUCAGUGCAGUUCAGCCCAGAAAAAGCUCAAUCGGCAAUCGCUUCGACCCUCGGUAUGCAGUUGGACAAACAUACCGUUGGGUAUUUGACUUACAAAACUGGAUACAACAGUGCCAUGUCCACGAGACUCGUCAGGAACAACGAGAGAUCAUUCAUUUCGCUGUCGAUUCAAUUUGGAUAUUUUAGUUCUUAUGCUAGUCUCAGCUACACGUAUAAAAUGCCGGAGAAGAAGAUGAAGUUGCGAGGUGCCUUCAAAAUUGGCACAAAUGGCUACUUCGUGGAGUACGGAGCCGAGAAGAGGGUAUCCAAGCACAGUUUUCUCUCAGCAGCUGUGCGCGUCGGUGUCCCCACAGGGGUAUCAUUAAGGUUAAAAUUAACGCGUGCAUCACAGACGUACCUGCUUCCCAUAACCCUCUGCGAGGAUGUACUACCAGCUCCAGUAUUCUAUGGAACAGUAGCACCCCUGAUAACGUGGAUAAUAGUGAAAAAAUUGAUAGUCGAUCCAGUUGUGAAGGAGCAGAGGGAACGAGAGAGGGAGAAGCAGAAGGAGUUGAACAAGGCGAGGAUGCUGGAGAAGCAGAGAGAGGCCAAGGCUGCUGUAGACCUUAUGAUGGCGACAUUCAGCAGAAUCAGAGCUGAGGAGGAGGCGAAAGGAGGUCUCGUCAUCACCAAAGCACUGUAUGGGAGAUUUGUUUACCCCGACCGACAAAAUAGAGAUCAGGAGAUUGGCAGCGAUCCUAAGGAGGAUGUUAUUGAUGUGACAGUGCCGUUGCAGUGUCUCGUUGUUAAUUCAAGGCUGGUCCUUCAUGAAGCGUCCAAGAGCGAACUCCCAGGAUUUUAUGAUCCCUGUUUUGGAGAAGAAAAACAACUCCUCCUCCAGUAUCUCUUCCACAGACAGACGCAUGAAUGUCUCGUGAAGGACCUAGAGCCCCUCAGGAUACCUCUACAAUACAUUUUUUUACAGCCCAUCGUGUAAAUACCACAUGACAAAAGCGCCAGUCGAGAAAGAAAAAACUGCAAAAAUAAUUUCCAGGAAAUUUACUUCGCUAUUUAAAAUGCAAUUGCAAAUUGAUUCGACAACAAUGUGACAUUCGUCGAAUUAUUUCAUGAGAUGUGUUAACAUUUUUUUUGUGAUGGACAAGAGUCUAUUGUAUUUUUCUGGAUAAAGAAAAGAUUGAUUGUUGACGAAUUAACAUAUAUUUUCGUCCUCAUGUACGUCCUGAAAUGAUAAAAUAGUUUCACAUUUGACAGCUCUGCUGUCUAGUUAUCUCGAAAACGAGUUGUUCUAAUGAUGUUCUAAAAAUUUCAAUGAGCAAUUGAAGACUAAUUUAAGGACGAUUAAUUAGUGUAUAAUAAACUCUUCUUCGAGAUGAUGUCGCCUUAGCUACUUAACGACUGGAUUAAUUAAAAAAUUAUACUUUAUGUAAUCACAUGAUCAGAGUGCAUCUAGAUGCAUUAGACGAAUUUAUUGUCUAUUGACGUCUUGACCACGUGGAUCAAGGGUCUAUGCUCAUUAAGUCAGUUGAAUCUAUCGCUAGGGCUGAAUUCUGAGAGAGGUACUUCUCCAAGGCACUCAGCUCAGCAUUUUUUGCCUCUAUUUUAGACAAUGGAGUCCAUGAGUUGUCAUGUUCCAGACGGUAGGAUCCUCUGAAUAUUUGGGAAGGUCCUGUACUGCCCCAUUCCUGGAACAAAAAUUGUGGUGUUCGAAUAAAUAAUCAAAACUCCAAAACAAA